AUGAGGAUGCAUGAACAGGGUUCCACACUGUUCCAGUGUCAGAAGAAGGCCCAUAAAGGAUCCACUAGGGCACAGAUGCCACCACCCAAGGAAAUUCUGACCAGAAAGUGUGGUCCCAAAGCUUCCAAGGGCAAAGGCAAGGUGACAACCACCAAGGUCAGUACCAGUUCAAGGAUGAUGGUAGUGGUAAAGAGUGGGAACCCCUACCAGUUGCAAGUGGGGUGGUGGAUGAUAGAAACCUGGAGAGACAAAGGUUGCUAUGAUCCCCAUGCCUUGGUGUGGGACAUGACUUCUGGGAAGCAUGUGACUAGAGGAAAGCUGAAGGGAGAAUUCCCUAGGAUCAACCCAAGGGGUGCUGCAUGGAAGGAGAAGUCAAGGAUUACCCUAGAAGGGGUGGGGUAA
This is a messenger RNA of Pisolithus orientalis, 402 nucleotides long. RefSeq lists its product as uncharacterized. The transcript is spliced from 5 exons. Lineage: Eukaryota; Fungi; Basidiomycota; Agaricomycetes; Boletales; Pisolithaceae. Bases 1 to 402 code for a protein of 133 amino acids. The record is from RefSeq and is a predicted model, not a curated record.